AUGUCGCCCAGUCUCCCCAAAACCUACAAGGCCGCCGUUGUUGAAGAGGCCAAUGGCAAGCUGAACGUCAAGGACGUCCCGCUCAAAGAGCCCCAGCAUGGUCAAAUCUUGGUCAAGGUCAAGGCUUGCGGUGUCUGCCACUCCGACGAGGUUGUGCGUACUGGCGGAUUUGGAAACCCGCCUAUCGUUCCCGGCCACGAGGUGAUUGGCAGCGUUGUUGCCCUUGGCCCCGACGAGAAGAAGUGGAAAGUUGGUGACCUUGUUGGCGGGCCCUGGCAUGGCGGUCAUGACGGUCUGUGCAGGCAAUGCAACCGCGGUCUCUUCCAGAUGUGUGACAACGAGGCCAUCAACGGAGUCACCCAGGACGGUGGAUACGCCGAGUACGUCCUUCUCCGCACUGAAGCUGCCGUCAGAAUCCCCGAAGGCAUCGACCCCGUGAAGGCUGCGCCCCUUCUCUGCGCUGGUGUUACAGUCUUCAAUGCUAUGAGAAACAUGAAGGUCACCGCUGGAGGUGUCGUCGCCAUUCAGGGCCUCGGAGGUCUGGGACAUUUGGCCGUUCAAUACUCCAGGAAAAUGGGCUACCGCACCGUCGCCCUCUCCCGGGACGGAAGCAAGAGGGAUUUUGCCACAAAGCUCGGUGCUACCGACUACGUCGACGGCAGCAAGGAGAACACUGCCGAGGCUCUGCAGAGGAUGGGCGGCGCUGACUUGGUUGUUGUGACCGCACCCAACCCCAGCAUCAUGGGUGAUCUGGUAAACGGCUGUGCCGCAGGCGGUCAGGUCGUGAUCCUUGCUCCCGUUGGCGAGAUCACCGUCAACACCAUCCCCAUGAUAUUGAAGGGAAUCAGCGUCCGUGGCUGGCCCUCCGGACAUGCCCUCGACUGCGAAGAAGCCAUUGCGUUUGCACAGACGCAUGGCGUAGAGUGCAUGGUGGAGCCAUUCCCUCUUAGCAAGGCGAAUGAGGCGAUGGAGCACAUGAUGAGUGGGAAGGUCAGGUUCAGAGCUGUGCUCACUAUGGAGUAG
Messenger RNA from Lasiodiplodia theobromae, 1023 nucleotides. RefSeq names its product alcohol dehydrogenase. The transcript has 4 exons. The record is from RefSeq and is a predicted model, not a curated record. Gene Ontology annotation, molecular function: oxidoreductase activity. NCBI's taxonomy places the organism in Eukaryota, Fungi, Ascomycota, Dothideomycetes, Botryosphaeriales, Botryosphaeriaceae. Bases 1 to 1023 code for a protein of 340 amino acids.